ACACAAUGUUAUUUUGCUCGCCGUCUUGAUGCCUUGAUGAAGUGUUGCUUGAUUUUUUAUUUUAUUAAGAUGUGUGUUUGAUUCAGAUGUAAUUAUUAACGAUGAUGAAAAUAUUUAUAGAGUGAUGUAACAUUACCCAAAUGUAACCCUCUCAACUCUCCCUUUAACAUUUCCAAUAUAUACACAUGCAUAUUUAGACACAAACACAGAAGCACAUGAGAUUACAAUAGCUAGAUAGUUGUCCCUAAUUCAUAAACCAAAACAUGUUACCACUUGUUCUUCUAGCUUUUGCUCUCUUGCUAUUCUUCUUCUUCAAAAAACACAAAACAUCUAAGAAACCAAAUCUUCCACCAGGACCUAAAGGCCUUCCCUUAAUUGGAAACUUACACCAACUUGAUAGUUCAGCUCUUGGUGUAGACUUCCACGAACUCUCAAAGAAAUAUGGCUCUUUAGUCUUCCUUAAACUUGGUUCAAGACAAACACUUGUUGUUUCAUCAGCUAAAAUGGCCAAAGAAGUAAUGAAAACACACGAUAUCGAAUUUUGUAACCGACCUGCUUUAAUCAGCCAUAUGAAAUUCUCCUAUGAUGGAUUAGACCAAGUUUUUUCACCAUAUAGAGAAUAUUGGAGACACACCAAAAAGUUUUCAUUCAUCCAUUUUCUUAGUGUAAAACGUGUCUCAAUGUAUUACUCAGUUAGAAAAUAUGAAGUAACUCAAUUGAUAAAGAAAAUAUCAGAAUAUGCUUCUAGCAACAAAGCUAUGAACCUUCAUGAGCAUCUUACUUGUCUCACAAGCACCAUAGUUUGUAGGACCGCGUUCGGUCGAAGGUAUGAAGAGGAAGGAAAUGAGCGUAGCAUGUUUCAUGAUUUGCUUAAAGAAGCCCAAAACUUGACGAUUUCAUUCUUUUACACCGAUUAUUUGCCUUUUCUUGGAGGAAUCGUUGAUAAGUUCACUGGAAUGACAGGUCGUCUUGAGAGAACGUUCAAAAAUUUAGAUGUAUUUUUUCAAAGUGUUGUUGAUGAACAUCUUGAUCCAGAGAGGAAAAAGUUGCCUCCAAAUGAAAUGGAUGUAAUUGAUGCAUUGAUUCAAUUGAAGAAUGAUCCUUACUGGUCAAUGGAUCUCACUUCUGAACAUAUCAAACCUUUGAUCAUGAAUAUGUUGUUGGCGGGAACAGACACAAUUGCAGCCGCAGUAGUGUGGGCUAUGACUGCACUAAUGAAGAAUCCAAGAGUGAUGCAGAAAGUACAAGACGAAAUUCGAAAAGCGUUCAAAGGGAAGGGUUUUAUAGAGGAAGAAGAUGUUCAAAAGCUUCCAUAUCUAAAGGCAGUUAUAAAAGAAUCGAUGAGAUUGUAUCCAACAUUGCCCAUACUUUUACCAAGAGAAACGAUGAAAAAGUGUAACAUUGAUGGAUAUGAAAUUCCAGAUAAGACACUGGUGUUUGUGAAUGCUUGGGCAAUUCAUAGGGACCCCGAAGCGUGGAAGAAUCCAGAAGAAUUUUAUCCGGAGAGAUUCCUAAAUAGUGAUAUAGAUUUAAAAGGACAAGAUUUCGAGUUGAUUCCAUUCGGUUCGGGCAGAAGAGUUUGUCCUGGAUUAAACAUGGCGGUUGCUACAGUGGAGCUUGUACUUGCUAAUCUUCUCUAUUUGUUUGAUUGGGAAAUGCCUGAAGGAGUAAAGAGUGAAGACAUAGACAUUGAUGGUCUUCCAGGACUUGUUAAACACAAGAAACAUCCUUUGUGCCUUGUUGCUAAGAAGCGAAUUGCAUGUGUGUUAUCUUAAUGAUAAGAAAAUAAAGCAUGCUUGUUUGUUACCAAGACAUUACUAUAUAUGCCAUUUCCUUAUUUGAGCUGAUAAAGCCAUGCUUUCAUGGGGUCUCUAAAGAAUGUAUCUGGAGAUGAAGUGUUAGUGAAAAAAUUGUGUAUGGAUGAAACUCUUUCUAUGGUAUUUUAAUAAGAGACUCUAUCUUUGUAUUAUAUGUUCAAAUAAAUAAAAAUCAUCUUUCUAUGUA
Messenger RNA from Cicer arietinum (chickpea), 2004 nucleotides. RefSeq names its product cytochrome P450 83B1-like. The record is from RefSeq and is a predicted model, not a curated record. NCBI's taxonomy places the organism in Eukaryota, Viridiplantae, Streptophyta, Magnoliopsida, Fabales, Fabaceae. Gene Ontology annotation, molecular function: monooxygenase activity; heme binding; iron ion binding.